AGGGGCCCAGCACAUUCCUGAGCCCGAGCUGGGAACCGCAGGCACGUCCAGAUCUGCCGUUGGGGAUGACGAUUGCCCAACGCAGCCCAAGGGGCUGAGUCAGGGCCAGGAAGGGCGGUGGCUGCAGGGUGAAGCUCAAAACCACUCCGGCUCCUGCUCUGCCGCUUUGCACCGUGGCUGCGACAAGGACCAAGCCCCCUCCUCGCGCCCAGCCAUGCAGCCCACAGAGACCGAGCGCUGCAUCGAGUCCUUGCUCGCCGUGUUCCAGCGGUACGCAGGGCGUGAAGGGGACAACUGCACUCUCUCCAAGAGGGAGUUUCUGGCCUUCAUGAACACCGAGCUGGCUGCCUUCACAAAGAACCAGAAGGACCCAGGUGUUGUGGACAGGAUGAUGAAGAAACUGGAUUUGAACAGUGAUGGGCAGCUCGACUUCCAGGAGUUCCUGAACCUCAUCGGGGGCAUUGCGGUGGCCUGCCACAAUUCCCUGCUGGUUAAGACCCCUUCUCCCUAGUCCUGCCAGUUGGUGUCUCCCCCCUCCUGUGAACAUUCCUCGAACAAAACCAUUGCAAAGCUGGAAGCAGAACGGCAUGUACCCAUUCUUCAUUUUUAUGUAUAAAAUAAAAGGUUUCAAAUCCUACCGUAA
Strigops habroptila (Kakapo) is the source of this 643-nucleotide messenger RNA. It is a transcript of the gene S100A11, whose product is annotated as S100 calcium binding protein A11. The record is from RefSeq and is a predicted model, not a curated record. Gene Ontology annotation, molecular function: calcium-dependent protein binding; calcium ion binding. Gene Ontology annotation, cellular component: cytoplasm. Bases 215 to 511 code for a protein of 98 amino acids. NCBI's taxonomy places the organism in Eukaryota, Metazoa, Chordata, Aves, Psittaciformes, Psittacidae. Gene Ontology annotation, biological process: regulation of cell population proliferation. The transcript has 3 exons.